This is a messenger RNA of Diplodia corticola, 1914 nucleotides long. Its product is annotated as checkpoint protein kinase. Gene Ontology annotation, biological process: mitotic spindle assembly checkpoint signaling; protein localization to kinetochore; peptidyl-serine phosphorylation. Gene Ontology annotation, cellular component: spindle; kinetochore; nucleus. Gene Ontology annotation, molecular function: ATP binding; protein serine/threonine kinase activity; protein serine/threonine/tyrosine kinase activity. The record is from RefSeq and is a predicted model, not a curated record. Lineage: Eukaryota; Fungi; Ascomycota; Dothideomycetes; Botryosphaeriales; Botryosphaeriaceae. Bases 1 to 1914 code for a protein of 637 amino acids. The transcript has 2 exons.
AUGGCCGCAGCUUCGCCUACUCCUCUGUCCUCCUACAGCAACGGCGGCCGCAUGUCCCGCCAGCCUUCGAUGCAAACCUCGCUGCAACACAGGCGCGAGUCGCCCAUCUCUAUCCUAGGCCACUCCCAUGGAUUUAGCGCCAAUGCUCCCAUGAUGCAGCGCAUCGACAUUGGCGACAGCUCCGAAGAUGAGGUCGAGCAGCCCAUGAAGCUGAACCCCUACACCCGCGCCCUCCUCGGCCAGGACGCACCCAGCUCUCCCAUCAGACAAUAUGGCGCCCCUAAGCUGCGCAUCGCCCGGAACUCCCUCGGCCACACCGAAGACACUCCAAUGCAGGACACCAUCACCCCUGCGCCGUCGCUGCGCAUCAAGAGGGUUCCCCUGAGGGGAGCACCUAUGCGUAGGCUCAGACGUACGCCCCAGAGCGAGGACGAGCAACACCAACCGCAGUCUAUUUUGGAUGCGUCACAUGCUAUGAGCCCUCAGGCCAGCGGAAGCCCACAGGCACCCAGUGCCGGAAGUCCAAGGAUCGUCCGCAUAACUAGCCCGUCUCGCGACCAAGAAAACCUUGCUGCCUCGUCCAUGAAAGCCGAUUCGGCCAUGGGGGUCAACAAUAGUACAAAGGUUGACUCGGUAAUGAAGGACUCUUUCAUGAAGGACGCCGUGAUGAAGGUGGAGCCUGCGGUAAGACCGUCAUCAAAAGGCGAACACAAGCCGGUUCCCCUGGCAUCGGUGAGCGUGAAUACUCCUCACCGUCCUGCUCCGCCCCCUCCCCCGAGAAUGUCGGUAUUGGAGACCGCCACCUCUGCCGCCGGUGCAUCGACCGUGAAGCAGAAGAAGCGCCGAAGGGCGUUCAUGGUCAACGGCAAGCAAUAUCAGGAGGUCGGCAGGAUUGGAAAGGGCGGCAGCUCCGAUGUCUACCGAGUCAUGGCGGAAAAUGGCAAACUUUUCGCCUUGAAAAGAGUGAAGCUCGAGGAUGCGGACGAGAGCGCAGUGCGGGGCUAUAAGGGCGAAAUCGAGCUCCUGCGGAAACUGGAAGGUGUGGAGAGGGUUGUUCGGUUAUUCGACUGGGAGGUGGACGAGGAAAAGCAGAUUCUCAGUGUGCUGAUGGACAUCGGCGAGUCCGACCUUGCUCGCAUUCUGCGGAUGAAAAUCGACCCUGAAGACGCCCGGCUGGACCUUUCUUUCACGCGCUACUACUGGAAGGAGAUGCUUGAAUGUGUUGCAUCCGUCCACGACUACGACAUCGUUCAUUCGGACCUGAAGCCUGCAAACUUCCUCUUGAUCCAAGGGCGCCUCAAGCUCAUCGAUUUUGGCAUUGCCAAUGCUAUCGAGGUCGACCACACCGUAAACGUUCACCGAGAUUCCCACGUUGGCACCCCGAACUACAUGUCUCCAGAAUCCCUGCAGGAUGCAAACGCAUCAGCCCGCCACGGGCCCGGUGGUGACUCGUCACUUGGUCGCUGCAUGAAGCUGGGCAAGCCCAGUGAUGUUUGGAGUCUGGGAUGCAUUUUGUACCAGAUGGUAUACGGCAGGCCGCCCUUCGCCCACAUCUCCAACCAAAUCCAUCGUGUCAUGGCCAUUGUCAACCCCAACGUCGAUAUCGACUUCCCCUCCCAUGGACUCGGAAAUGUGCGCAUCCCCACGGGCCUGAAGAAGACACUGAAGCGCUGUCUCCAGCGCGACCCGUCCCGUCGUCCCACCAUUCCUGAGAUGCUCAGCGAAAGGGACGAGUUCCUGUGCCCUGACGCUGGCGAUGACCUCAGAAUCCCCGAGGCGCUUCUUGGCCAGAUAAUCCAAAGAGUUGCCGACCGCUUCAGGGAUCAGAGCAAGCCAAUGCCGACGGAGGAGGAGAUAAGACAGUAUCCGGGAAGUUUUUACGCAAAAAUUCGGGAUCUGCUCGAGGAGGUGUAG